GAUACCUUGACAUACGACUGGAGGGCGACCAGAUGGAAUUCUGCACUGCCUUCUUAACAGAUUCCACACAUUUUAAAUUGUAUCGCUCACAUUUUUAGUUGACUUUCCUGCUAACAAACAACCCUGGCGUGAACACAGACGCCUACCUGGGAGGCUUGGCUUCGCUGUGAACCGGGACAGAAUCGGUGAAGACAUUUAAAGACACUAAAUAUCUUCUCACUAUGAUCCUACUCUGCUUGUGUUGUUGACGUCUGGGCUCUGAGGAGGAUUUAUCACCCCAUAAGACCUGUUGCUGCUUUUCAGUGGAAAGCUAAAGACGGGUCCCAAGGCAUUUGUGUAAGCGCUCAUCAUGCCGCUGUUUGGUAAAUCACACAAGAGCCCUACAGACAUUGUCAGGACCCUGAAGGAAAACCUGGCCAUCCUGGUCAAACAGGACAAGAAGACAGACAAGGCAUCUGAAGAGGUGUCAAAGUGCUUGAUGUCCAUGAAGGAGAUUCUGUAUGGGAGCAAUGAUAAGGAGCCCCACACCGAGACUGUGGCCCAGCUGGCCCAGGAGCUGUACAACAGCGGUCUGCUGAUAUCUCUGGUAGAAAACCUGCAGGUCAUAGACUUUGAGGGAAAGAAGGAUGUGUGUCAGAUCUUUAACAACAUCCUUAGGAGGCAGAUCGGGACGAGAAGCCCCACUGUGGAAUACUUCUGCUCCCACCAAGAGGUCCUCUUCAUACUGCUGAAAGGCUACGAGACACCCCAGGUAGCGCUGAAUUGCGGGAUCAUGCUGAGGGAGUGCAUCCGCCACGAGCCGCUCGCCAAGAUAGUUCUUCAUUCCGAUCAUUUCCACAGCUUCUUCAACUAUGUGGAAAUGUCGACUUUCGACAUCGCCUCAGACGCCUUUGCUACCUUUAAGGAUCUGCUGACAAGACAUAAAGUGCUGGUGGCUGAAUACCUCGAACAGAACUACGAUGCUGUGUUUGCAGACUAUGAGAAGCUGCUGCACUCUGAGAACUACGUCACCAAGCGACAGUCUCUGAAGCUUCUGGGUGAGCUGUUACUGGACAGACAUAACUUCACGGUGAUGACGCGCUACAUCAGCAAGCCUGAGAAUCUCAAGCUAAUGAUGAAUCUGCUCAGAGACAAGAGUCCUAACAUCCAGUUUGAGGCCUUCCAUGUCUUCAAGGUGUUUGUAGCAAACCCCAACAAGACGCAGCCCAUCAUUGACAUCCUGCUCAAGAACCAGACCAAACUAAUCGACUUCUUGAGCGGCUUUCAGAAGGAUCGCACGGAUGACGAGCAGUUUAACGACGAGAAGACAUACCUAAUCAAACAGAUCAGAGAUCUGAAGAAACCAGCCUCCUAGAAAAGCAUCUCUCCCCACCCUUUACCCCCAACUUUUUAUCAAUAGGAAGACAUAGAAAAAACACACAUUAACAAAUAAUGGGUAUUCUGUUGAAAAGAAAUUUGAAAAAAAUCAACACGUUCUUUCUCUUUUUUGGGGGGGGGGGGUUCAUCAAAAACUUGUACAAGAGUAGAUCUUAAUCCUUCUUUUUUUAAAAAAUGUUUCCAUGAAUUUUUUUUCUGUUCAUUUGUAGCAUGUAGCGCCACAACUUAUAAUGUUGGAGGCAUCGAAUUUGCUUUGUUCAGAGAACCAGUGCUUUAAAAAGAAAGGAAAAAAAAAAAAAGCUUUGGCCAAACAAAAUGGUCCAGUGGCUGAUGGUUAUUUUUGCUAUUUUAAUCAGCCUUUCCAGACGCUUCAUUAGCCAAACAGUUUAAAUGAAGUAGCUACAAAUCAGAAAAAUGAAGAAAUUUUCUGUUUUCAUGGCAUGUGGUCAGCUAGAAACAUAUUCUUGAUUGCAGGUGAAAUCUUUUACAAAAGUAAAGUGGUUGCCCACUGGUGGUCUAAUGUCUUGUUUUCCAUCAUACUGCCAAAGCUAACGAACUACUCAGUCUAAAUAUGAUUCUCUGUACUUUGUGAAAUGCCUUCAUGGCAAGUUUUCCCAUGCCUGUUUUUACUUUAAAGCUAGCAGUUGAAGAUUGAUGUGAAAUACCUGACAGCACUGUUUCUAGCUCAGCAAGGAAAAGGCAGAGCAUCAACCUGUGCCAUUUUAAUAAAUCCGUAAGCUUUAGUGACAGAAUUGUGUCACUGUUGACCCAAAAAAUCACCAAUACAUCUAUUAAUUACCAAUAUACGUAAAUCUAUAAAAUUAAGGGCCUUUUUUUGAUUUUUUGUGACACUGGGCCGCUGUCGGUACAUAAAGCUUCAACCAUAAUGAUCACUGGUUCUCUGCUGGUGGUUAAUAGCACUUUGUGAAUGAUUAUAUGAUCAAGACAUUUUAAGCUGAUCAGUUUUCACACUGUUUUGUUUUUUAAUUUUAUUAUAUAUAGUUUAAUUUCUUUCCAUGUACAGUUUAUGGUUUGUACACCUGAAGUGAGUGCCAUUGUGAGUGAGGACAUUGAUAAGUUGAAGGUAACUUGCUGUGUGGAGGAGUAAAAAUGGCUGUUUUGUGUUUUUGUUUCACUCUUUUUUUUUCUGUAAUGUAACAAGUUUUUUUUGCUAUGAUUUAGAUCUUAUGUUGUAUUAGGAAGGAGAUUCAGAGGUGCCUUUUUAUUUUGGUGUGCUUUCUCUUUUUUUAUUAUUUGAAUUUACAACAUCUUACUAGGGGGAGCUUAAUUAUUGUCAUUGAAAAUAUGCUCUGGAUAGAACAUAUUUGUUCAGAUUAAGCAGUGAACCUCUUAACUCACUAUAUUUGAGUUACGCUGUCAUUCAAUAUGUUUUAAACUUUUUUUUCCCCCCAUUUCCACAGUAGCGCAGAUUCAAUAUAUGAAUUACAAACCGUUGAUUACAAACUCGUAGUGAAGCUAAAAUCAAAGGAAUUGCUUGUGCAAUGGGACUAUGAAAGUCCACAUGUAGUUAAAGGACCAUAAAAUGGGCAAAGUCAAUGCAGAUAAAGCACAGUUGAAACAGGGUUUUUUUUUUCUUCUAUUUUGUUUAAAUAUUAAUUACAAACAAAACGUGACAUUUCCCUUCCCCCUUUUUAAAAAAAAACAACAAAAAAGUAAAGUUUGAAAAUUUUUCUAUUUAUUUUCCAAUAAAUAUGCUUUUUGUUUGUCAGCUUGUAGCUUUAAUCAUUGACUUAAAGCAAAAUUGUGAUUUAGUCUGAAAAUUAAAGCUGAAUUAUUGCUUAACCGUCACAUGAUAAAAACAAUUAAUCCAAUUAGAAAUUAAAGCAGCAGUCGGACGGAAAGGUGGCUGUAACAACUGUAAACCUGUGAACAGCCUUUGUUUUCACUGGCAAAAGAAUGGAAAAUAAAAACUAUUCUCCAUGUUUGUUUUGGGUGAGAAAUAAAACACCAGCUAGUUUGAACAUUAUAAACUGUGACAGUGCUUCAUCAUACCAGAUGCAAAUGUAAACCAACCAGCUGUAGUCUGUUGAGGCAAACUCAAAUAAACAACUUUGGUAAUUAAAAUCUCGUUCAUCUUUUCUGAAAACAGCCUCCUUGUUUCCACAUUGAUGCAAAUGUACCAUAUUCACUACAAAUAAAAGGAUGGGAAUGCAUUUUGUGUGUCUUUUCUACACCUUUAACUAGAGAACUGCUUGUUGGAACAACAGG
Melanotaenia boesemani (Boeseman's rainbowfish) is the source of this 3606-nucleotide messenger RNA. RefSeq names its product calcium binding protein 39-like (gene cab39l). Gene Ontology annotation, molecular function: protein serine/threonine kinase activator activity. Lineage: Eukaryota; Metazoa; Chordata; Actinopteri; Atheriniformes; Melanotaeniidae. The transcript has 10 exons. Bases 350 to 1354 code for a protein of 334 amino acids. The record is from RefSeq and is a predicted model, not a curated record. Gene Ontology annotation, biological process: intracellular signal transduction.